AUGUACUUGGCUCUCGGAUCGGCCUUCACGGCGGUGGAGUAUCAGGACAUGCAGGUGCAACUCGGCACAGAGCACUCCAUUGUCGCCAUUAACGGCGCUCCUGCUAGAGACGGCCAUCAGGUGAACGGGAUCAGCUUCGUGAUUUCGCUCAACAACGGACAGCAGUGGGUACUCUACUUCUUCUACAAUGCGGGCGGCAAUACCACGCUCGUGUUCAAGGACAACAAGCUCACGACCACAUCCAAGUUCACGGGAGUUGUGCAGGCGGCGUUUGUGUCCACGAGUGGAGUGCAGCCUGAUGUGCCUCAAGACGACCACAAGAUUCUGCAGCUUUACCACGCAAGUGCGGGCGUCUACCCGAGAGGAGUCACCGUUCAGCCCCUCAACUCGGAGUCGUUUGCGUUCCGCUGGCAGCUUACUACGGCAGCUGGUGUCAACCCGGGUGCUCGCUUCCUGCACUUCGCCCUCACGCACCUGCAGGGAAUGCUCGAUCCGUCCACUGCUGAAGCCAAGCACGAGCUUGUACUGCAUUCUCACACGCACGGGCCCUUGUUCGCGUACGCGUUGGUGUCCCCGCCGAACUCCAGUCCGACGUGGCUUUGCCACGUACCCCAGGCUGAAAGCCAAGGCGUCGAGGCAUGCACUGCCUUCUACCCACCUCGAGCUGGUUCUCUCACUCGCGAGGAGGUCGACAGGCUCAACUUGUGCCGCGUUGUGGCCGAUGAAAUCCAUGGAGAGUGGUCUUUACCUCAUGAAGGAAGCUACUACUUCAAGGGCAAGUUGCUGCAGAAGUUCGGUACGAUGUGUCUCGUGGCUCGGCAGCUUGCAGACACUACCAAUCCAGAAAUGAGGGACGUGGCUCAGCACGGCAUUUCGAAGUUCCAGCAAUUGCUGGCGCAGUUUGUGAACAACCAGUCGGCGUUCCCUCUCGUCUACGACACAGUGUACAAGGGUAUCAUCACCAGUGAGGCUCUCACCAAGAACGACAUGAACGUGGACUUCGGUAACGGUGUGUACAACGACCACCACUACCACUACGGCUACAUCGUGACUGCGGCUGCUAUGGCUCUCUAUCUGGACCCGAAUUGGUGCCACUCAGUCGAUGCUGUCAGGGUGCGAACGCUCGUUGAUACGCUGAUCCGUGACGUGGCAAAUCCAUCCCCUAUCGGAACCGACCCGUACUUCCCGCGCUUCCGAUACUACAACUGGUGGUUGGGCCACUCCUACUCGCACGGCGUGACCCCAAUGGCCGAUGGCAAAGACGAGGAAUCUACGUCGGAGGAGGUCAACUUCCUCUACGGAAUCGCGUUGUAUGGACAAGUGACGGAGAACGCCCAGCAGCAAUCUCUGGCGAAGCUGAUGCUCAAGGCCUACAUUCGUGCAGUGAACACGUACUUCUUGCUCCGAAAUGACGGACCUGCUAUCCACCCCGCGGGCUUCGCCAAGAACAAGGUGACUGGUGUCUUUUUCGACAACAAGUGCGACUACACGACGUGGUUCAGCCCCAACAAGGAAUGCAUCCACGGCAUCCAGAUGAUCCCCGUCUCGCCCAUUCUUGAAGUCUCCCGUCCGACACGCUUUGUGCGCGAAGAAUGGGAGGAAGUGCUCUCCAAACUGCCCUUCGUGCAUGACUGGAGGGCGAAUCAGUCUGGCUGGACGUCUCUGCUGUUCGCCAACUACAGCGUCCUGGACCGCGCAAAGGCGUUUGAAGUGCUGUCCACGUGCCCCAUGGACGAUGGACUCAGCCGUGCUUGGGCGCUGUACUACGCUGCCACUCGGCCUCCUGCCUGCUGCUAAGCAAAAAAAGACUUCAACACAGUCCAAAAAUAAGCUAAGCCCCUCAUCGCAAAAAUCCCAGCACUAUUUGUCUGUUAAAAUGUUGCCUUCUCCAUUACGGAGGAGUCAUGGCCUGCAGCAAAGAUUGAGCGAGUUCGCUCACCACGGGCGAUAGGCGCCGGUCACGUAGCGAAAUCAAGCACCUACCACGUC
Molecule: messenger RNA, 1989 nt
Organism: Phytophthora sojae
Lineage: Eukaryota; Oomycota; Peronosporomycetes; Peronosporales; Peronosporaceae
Exons: 1
Coding region: 1-1797 (598 amino acids)
Molecular function (GO): endo-1,3(4)-beta-glucanase activity
Source: RefSeq, a predicted model, not a curated record